AUGUUCUCCCCACGCGCGCAUGUCGCCCCUCUCUCUUUCCGCCGCGCUAAUUUCUUCUUCCUCCCCCUCUCCCGACACCCUUCUGGCGCGAAUUUCCUCCCCCCAGGCGGCAGCAGCGGCAUCGGCACGGAGACGGCGCGGGUGCUGGCGCUGCGAGGCGCGUCCGUGGUGCUCGCGGUGCGGAACACGGAGGCGGGGGAGGCCGCCAAAGCCGCCAUCAUCAAGGACAUCGAGGGGCGGAGCGCAGCGGCGGCGGGGGUUCCGGCGGCAGUGCGCGAGCGCGUGAGCGUGAUGCCGCUGGAUUUGGCGUCGCUCAAGUCGGUGCGCACGUUCGUUCGUUCGUUUGGCUGCCCCACUGCCAUGCUGCCCCACUGCCAUGCCGCCCCACUGCCAUGCUGCUCCACUGCCAUGCUGCUCCACUGCCAUGCUGCUCCACUGCCAUGCUGCUCCAUUGCCAUGCUGCUCCACUGCCAUGCUGCUCCACUGCCAUGCUGCUCCACUGCCAUGCUGCUCCACUGCCAUGCUGCCCCACUACCAUGCUGCUCCACUGCCAUGCUGCUCCACUGCCAUGCUGCUCCACUGCCAUGCUGCCCCACUGCCAUGCUGCCCCAUUGCCAUGCUGCCCCGUGCCCCAUCACAACACACUUCCCUCCUUCCCUCGCUCCCUCCCUCCCUGCUUCCCUGCCUACCUACCCUUUAUGCUACAACAAUGCGGGCGUGAUGAUAUGCCCGUUCAUGCUCACUGCGGACGGCCAUGAGAACCAGUUCGGCACCAAUCACGUGGGUGAGUGCAGGGAGGCAACCACGUGGGCUGAUCGCACCACUCCUCCACUGCCUCCCUCUCCCCCUUUCUUCCGUCCCUCCGCCCCCCCUCCCCCUCUCUUCCCUUUCACCCUCUUCCCCCCUUCCCCUGCACACACCCCCCACCCAAUUGCAUCGCACGUCGUACCCCCUUUAGGCCACUUCCUGUUGACCAACCUGCUGCUGCCGAAGCUCAAGGAAACUGCCAAGCAGGAGGGCGCAGAGGCGCGCAUCGUGAUCGUGUCCUCCGCCGCGCACCAGUUCCCGUACCCGGGCGGCAUCCGCUUUGACGCCAUCAACGCCAAGGAGGGGUACGACUCGGUGAGGGCGUACGGGCAGUCCAAGCUCGCUAAUAUCCUGCACGCACGGGAGCUCGCACGGCGGCUCAAGGUGCAUGGCUGUAUGACUGUAAAUGCUCUGUACCCAUGGGUGAUCGAUCCUUCAACAAUGGAAAAACCCCCUGCUUCCCUCGCCAACACCCUCCAUCACCCUCCCUCCUCCCCUCUCUCCCCUUCCCUUCUCUCCCUUGAUCCAUGCGAGCAGGAGGAGGGUGCAGGAGUGACAGUGAACGCGUUGCACCCGGGGGGUGCGGCCACCUCAUGCUUCCUGGCGGCGCACCCCUCAGUGGCGGGUGCAAGUGGGGGCUACUACGCAGACGCGCGGGCAGCCGAGGGCAAGGCGACGGUUUUGAGCAAGGACAUGGAGCUGGCUGGGAAGCUGUGGGAGCUGAGUGAGCAGAUGGCGAACAAGGAGUAA
This is a messenger RNA of Closterium sp. NIES-65, 1557 nucleotides long. The record is from the annotation of a GenBank genome assembly. Lineage: Eukaryota; Viridiplantae; Streptophyta; Zygnematophyceae; Desmidiales; Closteriaceae.